This is a messenger RNA of Vigna unguiculata (cowpea), 1424 nucleotides long. Its product is annotated as beta carbonic anhydrase 5, chloroplastic-like. NCBI's taxonomy places the organism in Eukaryota, Viridiplantae, Streptophyta, Magnoliopsida, Fabales, Fabaceae. The record is from RefSeq and is a predicted model, not a curated record.
GGAUAACUUCAUGGCACGUGUAACCACAGAGGACAAGUCUCUUUAAUUCAGUGUUUUCCAUGUCAUCCUAUCACUAUAUCCUCAUCGUUUUUCCCAUUAACAACCACUGUGCAUCAAAGGAGUUUGCAUUUUGUGAUCACCACCAUUUGUUGCAGAGAAGAGAAUCAAGAGAUGGUUUGGCCAAUUAUUUAAUUGCUGAUGCAUUGCAGGGUCCAGAAUAAGUUCACUUCUCUCUGCAAAUUCACCUUUAGUGGCUUCACACGUCUAUGAAUCAUGGUGGUUCUCACGCUUUUCGGGUCCACCCACCUCCUCCUUAACAAGGCCUUGGCCAAAAUUUAUGGAUUGGAUUCAGAUGGAUCGUUGCCGUACAGCAGCAUCAUUGCCUUCGAUCGAGGAGAAACAAACAGAGGAUCCUGGUUAUUGUGUCAGACUCGAUGGAGAAAACAAAGGUCUUGAUAAAGGGAAUAUGUCUGAAACUGAUGACUAUCAGAAUUUGUUUGGUUUAAUGAAACAGAGGUUUAUGAGUUUCAAGAACCAGAAAUACAUUAAAGAGUUGGAGCAUUUUCAAGCUCUUGCUGAAGCUCAAUCUCCAAAGUUUAUGGUAAUUGCUUGUGCAGACUCUAGGGUAUGCCCCUCUAACAUAUUAGGAUUCCAACCUGGAGAUGCCUUUAUGAUACGUAACAUUGCCAAUCUUGUACCUCCCAUGAAGAGUGGACCAUCAGAAUGUAAUGCUGCACUUCAGUUUGCAGUAACUACUCUUCAGGUUGAGAAUAUAUUAGUCAUUGGUCAUAGUAGCUGUGCUGGAAUUGAAACUUUGAUGAAUAUGCAGGAUGAUACAAAAUCAAGAAACUUCGUACACAAGUGGGUUGCCAAUGGAGAACUUGCCAAACUGAAGACAACAGCAGCCACAGCACAUCUUAGCUUUGAUCAGCAAUGCAGAUUCUGUGAGAAGGAAUCUAUUAACCAAUCAUUACUGAACUUGCUGAGUUAUCCUUGGAUAGAAGAUAGAGUGAGAAGAGAGUUGCUUUCUCUUCAUGGAGGAUACUAUAAUUUCAACAAUUGCUCUUUUGAGAAAUGGACCCUUGAUUUUGAAAGAUGCAAUGUUAAAGAAGAAGGGAGCAGUUAUGUUGUUAAAGAACAAGAUUUCUGGUGCUGACUUUGCUAUACCAAGAAGCUUGAAACAUAUCAUUCAUGAGGGUGAAGUCAAAUUCAAUUGCACUUUACAUUAUACAACUCAAUAAAUCAUAUGUUGCUAGAAAAUGAAUAAAAAACAUUAGAUGAUUGAUGCUUAAUGCAGUGCCAGCUUUCUCAUGUACAAAUCAGAAGAAAAAGUCACUCUAUCUAUACCAGUGUUUCUCUUCUUCUAAAUCUUGUUUUUCAGUUUCAUUACCAUUAAUAAAGCAAUUUUAUAGUUGAAUGUCAAA